This is a messenger RNA of Punctularia strigosozonata HHB-11173 SS5, 669 nucleotides long. RefSeq lists its product as uncharacterized. The record is from RefSeq and is a predicted model, not a curated record. The annotation marks the transcript as partial. Lineage: Eukaryota; Fungi; Basidiomycota; Agaricomycetes; Corticiales; Punctulariaceae. The transcript has 3 exons.
AUGCUCUCGUACAAAACUGUCGUAUUGGCGCUUGCGUCCCUCUCUUGCUCUUCUUUCGCCCUUCCCAUCCGGCGUGAGGUUCCCCAAGAGCACUCUCAUGAGCCUAUCUUGACUAGCGUUCGGACGAGUCUUAACCUGAACAACCCCGACCAGAUCCAAGAUCCGGUUUUCGGUCUUCUCGGAAACGCCGCAGCCGCCGCUGGUCAGGGCAAGAUCACCAACACCGACUGCUUGCAGCAGGCGACGGCCGAUCAGGCCUUUACAAACGCCAAGGCGGCUGGUGACGUCGAUGGCAUGGUCAACGCGCUCAUUUACCGCGCCCUCGAGCGCAACACCGGUGCGGUUGGCCAGGCGUCCGUCGCAUGUACCGCGAUCCAGGCCGUGAACCCGGAGAUUGCGGCGAUCUCGCAACAUCAGGAUCCGGCCUCGUCCGGCGCGGCGGCGACGAAUAAGGCCAUAGUACUCGAGCUCGCGAAGCAGAUCGCGGCCGUCGGCGGUAACCCGCAAGACGCGCUCAAGUCGGGCACAUUCGCGCCCGGCACGAUCGGUGACCCGACCGCGAAGGGCAACACUUGCGACGACGCGAAUGACCCGAACGGCUGCAUCUUCACGCAGAACCUGCUCGUUGAUGAUGCCACCGCCGACGAGAUCAACGCGGCCGUUGCUGGU